This is a messenger RNA of Eptesicus fuscus (big brown bat), 795 nucleotides long. RefSeq names its product GS homeobox 1 (gene GSX1). Gene Ontology annotation, cellular component: nucleus. The transcript has 2 exons. Gene Ontology annotation, biological process: regulation of DNA-templated transcription. Lineage: Eukaryota; Metazoa; Chordata; Mammalia; Chiroptera; Vespertilionidae. The coding region runs from base 1 to 795 and encodes 264 amino acids. The record is from RefSeq and is a predicted model, not a curated record. Gene Ontology annotation, molecular function: DNA-binding transcription factor activity, RNA polymerase II-specific; sequence-specific double-stranded DNA binding.
AUGCCGCGCUCCUUCCUGGUGGACUCGCUGGUACUGCGCGAGGCGGCGGAGAAGAAGGCGCCCGAGGGCAGCCCGCCGCCGCUCUUCCCCUACGCGGUGCCUCCGCCUCACGCACUGCACGGCUUCUCGUCCGGCGCCUGCCACGCGCGCAAGGCCGGGCUGCUGUGUGUGUGCCCGCUCUGCGUCACCGCCUCGCAGCUGCACGGGCCCCCCGGGCCGCCCACGCUGCCUCUGCUCAAGGCGUCCUUCCCGCCUUUCGGCUCGCAGUACUGCCAUGCACCCCUGGGCCGCCAGCACUCAGCCGUGUCGCCCGGGGUGGCUCACGGCUCGGCCGCCGCCGCCGCCGCCGCCGCCGCGCUCUACCAGACCUCCUAUCCGCUGCCCGACCCCAGGCAGUUCCACUGCAUCUCCGUGGACAGCAGCUCAAACCAGCUGCCCAGCAGCAAGAGGAUGCGCACCGCCUUUACCAGCACGCAGCUGCUGGAGCUGGAGCGUGAGUUCGCCUCUAACAUGUAUCUGUCCCGCCUGCGCCGCAUUGAGAUCGCGACCUACCUGAAUCUGUCUGAGAAGCAGGUGAAGAUCUGGUUUCAGAAUCGCAGGGUGAAGCACAAGAAGGAGGGCAAAGGCAGCAACCACCGCGGCGGUGGCGGGAACGCGGGUGCCGGCGGGGGCGCACCGCAGGGCUGCAAGUGCGCGUCACUGUCCUCAGCCAAGUGCUCGGAGGACGAUGAAGAAUUGCCCAUGUCUCCGUCUUCUUCGGGGAAAGACGACCGGGAUCUUACGGUCACUCCCUAG